Messenger RNA from Physcomitrium patens, 874 nucleotides. Its product is annotated as protein EIN6 ENHANCER. The record is from RefSeq and is a predicted model, not a curated record. Gene Ontology annotation, biological process: chromatin remodeling. Lineage: Eukaryota; Viridiplantae; Streptophyta; Bryopsida; Funariales; Funariaceae. Gene Ontology annotation, cellular component: Ino80 complex.
AGUUGGGUACCAUAAGAGCCAAUCGGCCUUUAGACUCUUGUGCCAUGGAUUUGAAGGUGUUGCGAUGGUUUUCAGCUCAGUCUCCGACACCUCCCGUCGCCGCAUCGCAACGCCAUGGCUGCCUUAGCUACCAAGUCCGCCAAGGAUGCCUCUAGCAAUCAGAGAAGAGAUCCCAGCUCUGGAAAAGAGCCGGGGAGUUCGUCGGCGGGAGGCUCGAUGGUGAGCGUCGCGGACUUGAGCGAUCCUGAUUUGCUGUUGCCUUCCGUGCUGCCAUUCAAGCGAACGCAGCUCACUGACCGGUAUCCCAAGGGUCACUCUCGAGGGCGGCACUGGAAACACCUUAAGCAGAUCAUCCAGGCUGAGAAUUAUCAUUUGCAUCCUGCAGAUGAGCCUUCUUAUGUAAGCAUUGAAGCUCCACCUUCUAUGUAUCCCGCAAAAAAAUACUGCGACAUCACUGGUUUCGAGGCACCUUACACAGAUCCGAGGACCAAGCUGCGUUAUUCCAAUGCGGAGGUGUUCAAGAAGAUUAGAUUUCUACCGGAUGAGCAAAUUCAAGGCUACCUUUCUCUUCGAAAUGCCGCUGUUGUGCUGAAAUAAAGAUUGAAGAUUGAACUUGGAUUCAGUCUCAUUAGUUACCCCUAAGAUUUUUUUUUAGAAACUGAAUCGACGUUGUAAAUAGUUUUCUGCAACCCAUUGUAAGAAGAAUAUAUUGUCGUUGUAGAUCUUCUCUUUUUAAGGGUUACAGGAGGUAACAAUUCAGUGGCUCUGUAUGCGAAAGCCAUUUUUCUAUUUUCUGCUCAUCUUUCACUGGUCAUGUACAUUCUGGUGAAUUAGUCGUAAUUUAUGAAAGUAGUUUAUAAGAAGGUUUGCAGUA